Messenger RNA from Sus scrofa (pig), 2673 nucleotides. The record is from RefSeq and is a predicted model, not a curated record. Lineage: Eukaryota; Metazoa; Chordata; Mammalia; Artiodactyla; Suidae.
AUGCUGGCUCCCGGUAUAGUGUGCCUUCCUGCAGUACUACCAGCCCGGGGCCAGGCCAACGCCCUGUGCUUCCUAAGAGCCAGGGUGCCCCAUCCGCCCAGGCAGGCCUGGCACGUUCAUUUCAGAGCAGAGCCAAGCCUUUGGCAGGUUGGCUUGAAGUGUGUUGCCGGGGGCCAAAAUAAUUCCACUUCAUCCCCAGAGCUUGAUGGGCUGGCUUGUCCUGAUUGGGCCAGUCUGGCUGUUUUUUUCUGCCCUAAACCCUCUGUGAAGGCCUUGCCAGACGCCCGCGGGUUUGCGAGGCUUCUCAGCACCAUCCCCGGGAGGAGAGCAGAUGCUAAUCUACCUCAGCAGCCCGGGCCUCCUGGUGUCACCGUUAGGGGCAUCGCUGGCUGGUGGGCGGGGGUGCCAGGCACGUGGGAGAGUGAAGCUGUGGGGGGUUGGGUGACCUCGGCUGCCAGUGCCCCUCCUUGGAGGGACGUUACUUCACCUCCAGGCUCUGAUGGCUCCGCUGUUCACAAGUUCCGUGUGUCCCUGCUCCGGGCCCGGCCAGCGGCCAGCUGCUCCCUCCUGUUCUCGUCAGUUCAAGCCCUGCCACGUCUGUGCCACCAGACCCGCGCUGUUGCCGAAGACCUUUUCCUUUUCUGUCCUGAGGCAGAGCCACCCACAUGGCAGAAGCCGGAACAGACACCUGUGCUCUGGCCGCUCCCGCAGAUGCUCCUCCCCUCGAGCUGGGUGGCCCUGGACGCGGGCAGCCGGGUUUGUGGUGGGACCUCCCUCCUCGGUGCUGCCGAGUUAGAGGUGGGGGCAGAAAGUGCGCGCCCAGCCCAGCUUCACAACAGAAAAGCCUGUGCCCUGGGUGCCUUUUAAAAUUCACAGUGGUUCACUGCCCGCCCACCCCUUUGGGUCCCUUCCUGGGCUUCGGCCUCCCCUGAGGGCUGAGGAGGACAGAGAGUUGGACAUAAUCCCCCUUGAAGAACCUGGGUUCCUGAUCGUCAGAGCCUCUGUCUCCAGUGGAGGGUGUGCUGCAGGCUCCCGAGUCAGGACCCUGAGUGGGCCGCCUCCCUCUGCUGCCCUCCCAGCUCACGGCCCUGCUCCUCCCCGACCGGAGGAGAAUCAGGUUGUUGACAGAUGACCUGGAACCUGAAUCGCGUCUCUCCCUGCACAGAAGUAGCCGCUGACUUGUCCUCUUCUAGCCUAGUUCUUGUGUGAAUAGUGACUCCUCCAAAGGCUGAGGAUGACCUGGUGCCCCAGCCGCCUCCCCACCCCACCCAAGCUCUCUCUAGGGUGGUCACACUCUGCGUGGCCUCCUUCAGCUCCGAGCUGAUCUGGAGCCUUUUUGUGUCUGAAGUGCCUUCCUUGCCCUAGUCUCAUGGCCGCCACGUGCACUGUGUGGCCGGCCCCCGGCAGUUACACAUGAGAGGGACACAGACUGUGAGUUUCCCUCGUUUCCACUCAGCCUCACACCAUCCUACCCGCCCCUCACUGUGUCAGGAUCAGGUUGUUUCCAGUUUCUCCCUUGUGGGGUGGCUGCAGGCCUGUGAACUUCCUCCCACGGCCCCCAGGCACCUGCCUAUUGAGGAAGUCCAGAGCUUCCAGGGGCACCAGGCCUGCCAUGCUCUUCCACCUCCCCCCACAUUUAAAAAAGGUACCCUUGCUGUCGUCUCUUGGGGUCUCUCUCUCGCUUCCCAUUCAACCCAAAGUCUAGGCGAUAAGGUGUCUAUUUUUGCUUCCCGGUCACCAGUGUUCCUCCCAGGUGCCCAUUUGAUGUGGGUGCUGCUGGCUGUUGCAGAGUGCCCCUCCCACCCCUGCGCAGUGUCUCCUUGUAUGAGCAGCAGCUCCCCUGCCCGUUGCCCACCUUGUCCUCGCUCUUCCGGGUUGUGCAAUAACUCUCCCAGCUAGUGGUCUUCCCCACAGGCCCUCUGUCCCUUUCAGUGCCCAGCCACUGGGGCAGGACAGUCUGCCCAGAAGGAAUGUUAGCCACCUCCUCUGUUGCUGUCAUUCUCCUGACCCUGGUGGCACACCAGUGAACCCUGGAGCAUCAUCGUAGCAGUCCAUCAUUUAGGAAUAUCUGUUGGAAAAACAUCCUCACCACAAUGGGGCAUUAAUAUGUCAGUGUCUGGGCAUGACAUCUGUGUGAGGCGACACCGUCACCCAGAGGGUCAUGUUUAUGAGGCGAGGAAGAUCCCCCUGCGCCUCAGCCACACAUGGACAGCCUGGUCCACCCGGCUGGAUCUGACCGGUUCUGAGUACCACCCUUUCCUCGGGUACAGAGUCAAGUGUUUAUGUGAUGAGAGUAUAUACACCUCGUUUUUCACUUCUUAAUAAACAGCUGAGGAUGAGCUGAGGCCGCUGGUGCCCUGAGCAACUCCUAAUGCAAAUGUGGACAAAGUGUCUUUGUGUUUUUCUACUUUAGCCUGUUCAUGUUAUGGACCAAAUUUCAACAACGAACUCAAGGAAAAUUUGUACCUGCCGUAUUUAUGCUUUCAUGUAAAAGGGUUUUGGAGGGGGGGCUCUUUUCACCUUCAGUGAACUUUUUCCAAGUCCUUUUCUCACUGUUUCUGUCUGGUUUUGAAACAAAUUACAGUUUUGUAUGGAUUUUUUUAAAUGUGCAUUUUGAAACAAAUGAUCAAAUAUUUUUGAGAUAACUGAAUAAAAGGCAGAAUUAUUAGGUUA